CUUCUCUCUCCCGCUCCUUCCCCUUCUCCUCAUCGUGGUCGGAGAUCGCAGAAGAAAUCGCGCCUGGAGCGGCCGGAGAGAGUCCUCCUCCACCGUCUUCCUUCCUCUGCGAUCCCUGUCCUUUCCGAUUCAUCCCUCGCAUUUCCUCGUCCGAUUCGAAGCGCGGAAGAGUGAGGCAUGAUUCCAAGGACGCCGCCUCCUCAGUGAUCCCUAAUUUCUCCGAAGCCUUGGACCAUGUCUUCACCGUCGUCCGCAUCAGUGCCUUUUUCACCAGCGCCGAAGAGAUUUUUUAAGACGCCGGAAGGCCGCUACGACCAAAUCCAUGAGAAGACAUACCCAGCCUCCGCCCUACACUGCACCCAUAGCAAGUCGGUGUCCCAGUUGACAAUUGCGUGCCUUAAGGAGAAACCAAUGGCGGAACAAAGCCAGGCGGCUCCGUUAGCAUCAAAUUCAGGAUCGAGGUCUGUGGCUUCCAGAUUUUUAGGGGUCGCCAAUGGGGGUCGGUCGCUAAGCCUUGUCGUCGGAAAUGGUAUCGGUAGAGUAGCAUUGGCCAACUGCCGGACCGCUGGGUUUGAUGAGGAAGCUGUGGAAUCGAGUACCUCGACUGAAUUGCCAAAUUAUGGUGGAGGCGGGACGUUCUUAAUUUACAAUGUUGCAGACACUUUGUUUGUCAGUGACCUCAAUUUGAAAGAGAAGGAUCCCAUCAAGGCUAUCCAAUUCAGCAAUUCAAGCCCUGUUUGCCAUGCAUUUGAUGCCGAGGCAGAUGAUGGGUAUGAUUUGCUCCUCGGGCUGCAUUGUGGAGAUGUCUACUUGGUAUCGCUGAGGCAACAAUUACAGGAUACAGGAAGGAAGAUGGUGGCAGCUCAACAUUAUUUCUAUUAUAAUAUGGAUGGAGCAACUAAUAACAGCCGGUGCAUUUGCGUGGCAUGGGUACCUGGACGUAUAGGUACUUUUGUUGUUGGUCAUGCAGACGGUAAUAUAUAUGUAUACGAAAAGAACAAGGAAGGAACUUCUGAUAGCUCAUUUCCUGUAAUCAAGGAUCAAACUCAGUUUUCUAUUUCUCACACACGCUCAAGUAAGAGCAAUCCAGUUGCUAGAUGGCAUGUUUGUCAUGGUCCAGUAAACAGCAUAUCAUUCUCAGCUGAUGGAGCUUGUAUGGCCACUGUCGGUAGAGAUGGUUGUUUAAGAGUAUUUGAUUUUGCCAAAGAGCUUCUAUUAUUCGGAGGGAAAAGUUAUUAUGGUGCCUUGCUAUGUUCUGCCUGGAGUUCUGAUGGAAAAUACAUAUUGACCGGAGGUGAAGAUGAUCUCGUGCAAAUUUGGAGUACAGAGGAGCAAAAGAUAGUAGCCUGGGGAGAAGGGCAUAAUUCAUGGAUAAGUGGAGUUGCUUUUGAUUCAUAUUUGCAAGCGCCAAAUUCAGAAGAGGCAGAACAAAACGUAGUCUAUCGUUUUGGCUCUGUAGGCCAGGUGUCAAAAUACCAUCUGUUUCGGGAUGCAUACAACAACCCGAUAGAGUUCCGGUACUUUGACAGUUUCACCUAGAUGAUACUCACCAUCAAAAAUGAAACCAGCCAUUAACUUUCUAAUUCUAUUGUGUUUUUUUUUUUUUGACAAUUCAUUAGAUAUUAAUUAUUGAGGGGGAGUUUUAAUGCAAUGGUAAAGUUAUUGUCGUGUGGCCUCGUGGAAAUAGUCUUUUGCAAUGUAGGAUCAGACUGUGUAUAAUAGGGAUUUACCGUCUCCGAAGAGAUUGUGACACCAUUAUCAUCGAACCCCAUCCGUAUGGGAUGGUAUGGGAUGACAUAAAAACCACGGACUUUUAGGAGAUUGGUGAGAGCUAGGAAAAUGAAGUUAGUCAAAGCUCAACUUGAAUAUAGCCCCCCAUUGAAGUACUUACAGGGUUUUGCAUACUGUGUAUCGGACAUCCUCAUGUUCAUUCUUGUAUGGGUGCAUUGCAAUAAAUCCUCUAUCCCCGUAUUAUACCAUGUCCGUCACAUGCUCGCUCGGAUGUUGCGAUUUACCUCCCUCGUGAUGACCUUAGGUCGGAUACGACGGGGGCGCUGGGGGCGAGCGUUUCGCCUUUUGCCACAAUUGUAUGGGUGCAUUGCAGACCUAUGGUCUGAAUUCCCACGGGUUGCGGAAUGAAAUAUGGAGACUUGCUCCAAUCCCACAAUAAGAGGAUUUCUCGAUGACUUGAACUUAAUCUCUUUGAUCUUGAAUAUUCGACCU
Messenger RNA from Zingiber officinale, 2223 nucleotides. RefSeq names its product probable catabolite repression protein creC. The record is from RefSeq and is a predicted model, not a curated record. The coding region runs from base 235 to 1539 and encodes 434 amino acids. NCBI's taxonomy places the organism in Eukaryota, Viridiplantae, Streptophyta, Magnoliopsida, Zingiberales, Zingiberaceae. The transcript has 11 exons. Gene Ontology annotation, molecular function: protein binding.